Molecule: messenger RNA, 3010 nt
Organism: Trifolium pratense (red clover)
Lineage: Eukaryota; Viridiplantae; Streptophyta; Magnoliopsida; Fabales; Fabaceae
Exons: 4
Coding region: 1737-2900 (387 amino acids)
Source: RefSeq, a predicted model, not a curated record
ACUCAGAUUUCUACAAUUUUCUGCCUAUAGUAGAAAACCCUAAUUAAAAAUUACCCCCAAUAAGUUUUGUUUUGAAUAAUAUCAUAUGCAGUUGAUGUUUUGCAAAAUAUUGGAUUGGGUUUAUGAACUGAUUGUCUUUUGAUGUAGUAUUGUAAGUGACCUGUGUUUGUCAUGGAUUUGGAAUUAGAUGAAACAUGAAGCUUAUAUAUAUAUAGCUAUUAUCUUUAUACGAGACAUUCUGUAUGAAUCUGGAGGGUUUGGUUGUUUUUCAAGAUUAUGGUGUUUUGAUGCAAUCGUUUGGAAACUGAUAGAUAAUGUCUUUUCUUUUUGCUAUGUUGAUUUUGAUGUAAUUUUCAGUAUUGUCCACUAUAACAAGUUAUAUCUGAGUGAUUUCUUACUUCGUUUGGAAAUAAAGCUCUAUUCUUUUUUCCAAUGUUCUUCUUUUGUGAACUUAAGUUAUUUUCGUAGCUAUAUUCUUGUGCAGUCUCUAAUUCCUGUCUUUUUUAGUUACAGAUUUAGUGAAAACAACAUUAGAUUUAUGUAUUACUAAUUCAGGGGUGUGUUUAAGGUGUUGGUUCCUCCACUUGUUCUGUUUAUUUUGCCUCUUGUGCUGUAAAUUGUGUUUCGAUUCUGUCCAUUUGUGUCUUAACCAGUUAGUGCAGUGUCUUUUUGAUGCAUCUAGAUUCUGGUUAUGUACUUGAUGCUUAGAAUUAUGUAAUUGUGAGGGUGUCUUUAUCUAUCAAUUUCAGUUACACUCAUUCUUUUGGUUUUUCUUCCAUUUAUAUUCUGCCUUUGUGAUAUUUUAACUAAACCUGGUAUGAUUUCAUCACUGUAAUUUUUAUUUUUUUUAUUGUUUUUUCUUAUCCUAAUUAUAUAUUCACUAUGAAAUAUAAUUUUGUUAUCUUACUGACAUUGGACAUGUUCAAUUGAACAUAUUAUGUAUUUUGAUUUGUUGUUAUAUGUGUAAAUGAUAGAAAUUUUGGGCGCAAACAGUAAAAUCUGGGAUUUUAGCUACUUAUCAUGUUUUUGCCACUCAUUUUUCGUGCACUACAUUUAACAAUGCUGAUGCUACUUUAUUCCAUUUAUAUUCAGAAACUCAACUUUUUGUUAUUAGCAAUUGAGGAAAGGAAAGUUUAAUGUUAUUUAGUUAUAUACUAUGUUGUGUUUUAGAAACCAUUCUUGAUGACAGGAUAUCUAUAAAACGGGAAAUGAAUCCUUUCACAUAAAUUGUCUGUACUAGUGAUAUCAGAUUCUAAGAGUGACAAAACUUGAGUUGUUUGUGCUCGUGCCCUUAUCUCAUUUGCUGCCAUUUCUUUUAGUUUAUUACUACUCUUUUGCUGAUAUACACAUGUAUCCAAGCACUGCUUAAUCUCGUGAAUUUGGUGGCACAAGUUGUCAAUGAUGUUGUCUAGUACUAGUAAGUAGUAUAUGUGUGUCCAUUGUGAAAGCUAUUUUUUAGGUGUCAUUUAAUUAAUUCUCUCUAUUGCAUUUGCAUUCAUACACACUUCAAGUGUACAUUGUAAUAUAUCAUGCGACACUUCAUAUAUCAAAUAUACGCAAGUCGUGAUGCUUUUCUUGAUUUGUAUGAAAUGAAUAUGUCAACUAUUGUAUGAAAAAAUGGUUGAACAUGUUUAGGAGCGAAAUUGGCCUCCAAAAGUGAAGUAGAAAGCGAAGAGAAGCUAAACAAAAAAGAAAAGAAAAGAAAGUGAGAGCCUGCUCAUCGUUAAAGAAUUGGAAUGGAUUUCAACACCCCAAUACGAUCCAACACCACGCCCCUCUCCAAUCCAGUCUUCAAAUCUAAACUCAUUUUCUUAAACGAAUGGUGGCUCAUGAAGCCUCAAAACCAGUGCAAGGGUUUAGCUCUUGCUGGCAUUGCUUCAAUGGAGAGAGAAAGAAUGUUUCUAUCUUCUGUGAUUGUAAAGAGACAUGAACCCAAUGUUGUAGAGACUGAAGAUGGCAUCACAAUAAUCUUCCGUGGUUUUAUUAACUCCUCUCGUACAUCUCAAAAUGGAUUUCCCUCCGAUGUAUGUCGCCGGUUCUCAGUUGGAUUUCCACACAAUUGGAAAAAUUAUUUUGUUCAUAGUUCAGGAAAUGAAUGUAUUGAUGUGGAUAAAGUUACCGGUUUUGAUGACUCAAAUGCUUCUUCCCACAAAAAAACAGCUGAAGAGACUUCACAGGAAGUUAUGGAAGCUGAAGAUAACGGAAAUAUUGUGAGUAUUAGGUUGCCUCAACCGCAGGUUGGCAUGGUUGAUAAUGGUGAAAAUGUAGUCUCAGAUGUUAACGACUUACAUGCUUCUUCCCACCUAAAAACAGCUGAUGUGGCUUCGCAUGAAGCUAUGGAAGCCGAAGAUAAAGACAAUAUUGCGAGUCUUAGGUUGUCUCAACCGCUGGUCAACGUGGGUUAUAAUGGUGAAAAUAGAGUCUCGGAUGUAGAUGACUUGAAUGCUUCUUGCCACAAAAACACAGCUCAUGUGAUUUCACAUGAACCUAUGGUAGCUGAAGCUAACGUCAAUAUCGGGAGUCUUAGGUUAUCUCAACCGCAGGUUGAUUUGAUUAAUAAUGGUGAAAACGGAGUCUCAAUUGUUGCAGCAGCUGAAAGUAGACAAUCUUUGAUGAGGGUGUUUGAAUUUGAUCCUAUUCAUGAGCAAAGCAAUGUUAGGUCUCCACUUAACCCAAAGAAAUUGGAAUUUGAACAGUUAUCAAGUGACCGCAAGGAGAAAAAACGUAUCAAGAAGAAGAUUGUAGAGGAUACAAGUAGUUUGUGUAAAAAGGUGCUGACAAGAAGCAUUGCCAAAAAAAGUCACAUGAUGCGUAAAAGGGAUGUGAAAGCUGAAGUAAAAUGUUCUAGUAGUCCUGUUAGAAGAUCUCCCAGGGUACUUAAUUAUGGAAAAAAAAAUUAGCUAUUUGGAUUUUUUUGAAGAUAUAUAGGUGUAGUUGGCAUAGGAUUUGGGGUCCUUUGGAAUUUUCAAAUUGGUGCCUCAGGAAGCAUAUAUUCUAUAAGUUUUAGAGU